AUGCACCUGUGGUACAUUUACACAAGUCUGGUUGCACACAAGAGCACCAAAGCCCAGAAAGCCAACUGCAUCCUGGGCUCCAUGACAAAAAGCAUGACUGGCAGGUUGAAGGCAGUGAUUCUCCUCAUCUACUCGGAUCUUCUGAGUCCCCACCUGGGCUCAGACAUGGAGUCUUCAGCCCAAGAAAGACAUGGACCUGCACGUAUAAAAGGCAGGCCAAGUCUCUGCUCUCUCAUCCACUUCUCUUGCUUCCUUCAACUUGGGAACCAGGUGCACCUGCGGCCUCAAGACAUGUCCUGCAACACACAGUGCCGUCCCUGCCAGCCCUGUGGCCCCACCCCGCUGGCCAACAGCUGCAAUGAGUGCUGUGUCAGGCAGUGCCAGAACUCCACCGUUGUCAUUGAGCCUCCUGCUGUGGUGGUGACCCUGCCUGGCCCCAUCCUCAGCUCCUUCCCACAGAACACCGUGGUGGGAUCCUCCACCUCUGCUGCUGUUGGCAACAUCCUCAGCUGUGAUGGAGUGCCCAUCAACUCCGGGGGCUUUGACCUCUCCUGCAUCACCAGGCGCUAUGGUGGCAACAGAUGUCGUCCCUGCUAA
This is a messenger RNA of Cinclus cinclus, 597 nucleotides long. Its product is annotated as feather keratin Cos1-1/Cos1-3/Cos2-1-like. Lineage: Eukaryota; Metazoa; Chordata; Aves; Passeriformes; Cinclidae. The record is from RefSeq and is a predicted model, not a curated record. Bases 1 to 597 code for a protein of 198 amino acids. Gene Ontology annotation, molecular function: structural constituent of cytoskeleton. Gene Ontology annotation, cellular component: intermediate filament. The transcript is spliced from 4 exons.